AUCGGGACUCCUCGUAAUGUAUGGAAGGGCAAUAAUGGCUGGCUGUGAUCUUGCAUGUCUGGAAAUAUGUGACAGUGUCCAACUUUAAUCCCAGCCCUGAAUCCCAACUGGUUCCUUAAGGGUCCAGACGACCUCCCCAUCAUGUUGAAGCUACAGAGACCGCUCUGCACCGAGCUUACUUUCAGAUUGACUCAUGACAUAAGUCCAGACCUUUACUGUGAUGAAGACGAUCAUGAUCUGGACCAAGUCAGUCGUGAACAGUUCAUCUUCUCUUGUCUCGCCAAACAGCGUGACAAGAAAGUUUCCAUUAUUGACAAAGUUAAAGAUACACUAACAGACAGAAAGAAAUCUAGCUUAAUCGAUGUAAAACUACCACAAUCAGAAACCGCAGAAAAAGCCGAAGCAGAUAGCUUGAUACACGAAUGUGUGAAGGAGAAAUUAUACGGAAGCUCGGAGAAAGAGAUAAAGUUGGAGAAAUUGAAAACGCCAUUUGGUGUCAAACAAAAGACAAUAGAACAGCUCCAUAAUGCUAUUAACGAACAGUAUCAUUCUAAGCAGGAGAGUGCAUCCAGGAAACCAUCAGUGACAGACAAGUAUGAACCGGAACUGAAGAAAAGUCCUCGGGAGGAACAUGCGCGGCCUCAUCAAGCUACAGUACCUAAGGCAACCAUUGCUAAACCUGUGCGUAAGCCGAGAAAACUACCGGAGAUCCCUAACAAAUCUCCAGACGGAGAGUCUACUUCCUCUGUUCCAGUCAAUUCAAAAUGCCUGGCAGACGAACUCCAGGAGGCGAUGGUGCGAGACAGUCGCCAAAACUCCACAGAUGACGAUGACGAUGUGUUUUAUCCGACACCCUCCGAGGGGAAGAGUUCACCAUCGUCAAAAGCAUACCCGAAGUUUAGCGGUAAAUUUUUAGAGGAACUUAAAACAAUAAACUUUAACAGUGUAUCGAAGAACACACGACCGUACACAUCCUCCAACAAUGUGUAUUUGGAGGAAGAUUCUACAGCUGACAGUCAGCGCCACCUGUCUGUGGCCACCAGCAGUAGGAGGAGAAGGAACAGUUCUGGUGGCGACGGGUCAAAGAGGAAGUCAACCUCAAGUGUGGCAAGUGCAAAUUACACAGACCUUGAGGUCACCCACCGUGGAAUGCACAGAUUCAUGCCGCGUCAUAAGGACGAGAUCUCCGUGGAGAUCGGAGAUCCUAUACAUGUUUUCUCCGAAGCUGAUGAUCUGUGGUGUGAGGGUGUGAACAUGCGGACAUUUCAACGUGGAAUAUUUCCCUCUAUGUAUGCAACAGAUCUUCAAUUCUUGGAAGAUGAUUCAGAAACUGAUGGUACCUCUCAUUUUAAUAUGCGCUUCCUGGGGUCUGUCGAAGUCAAUGAACACAAAGGGGACACUGUCCUCUGUCAGGCGAUCAACAAGAUUGCUCUCUCCCGUCGCUCUGCCAAAUGCUCAACGCCUCCACCAUUAUGUACAGUGGAAGUCAGUCAAUACGGUAUACGCAUGUUCGACAAAAGCAAAAGUGGCCACGAAAGCGAAUCGGAUGCCUACACCCACUUUUUUGCCCUGAAGAACAUUUCGUUCUGUGGCUUUCAUCCUCGCAAUGAAAGAUACUUUGGAUUCAUAACUAAACAUCCUAAAGCAUACAGAUUUGCCUGUCAUGUGUUUCUGGGAGAAAAGUCAACCAGGAGUGUCAGCGAGGCUAUAGGAAAUGCUUUCAAGAGAUUUUACCAGGAGUACAUGGCAUUUACGCACCCAACCGAGGAUAUUUACAUGGAGUAGGAAAUCUCAUGAAACGAUCCCCACAACACCCUCACCUCAUCAAAACCAUUGUGGAAUAUUCGCAAUGAAUACAGCAGUCCUGUUAAUAAGGAAACUGCAAACACUGGCUUAACUCAUUCACCCCUGAAGACACAUUUAAACUCUUCCAAUUCAAAGGUUGGAAUAGUUCAUUAUGAAAUUCCAGGGGUGAAUGAGUUAAAAAAAAAGAGUCAAAAUGAGGAUUUUCACUUCCGGAUAAGAGUUUGUGAAUUUGUGAAAUACAUGUAAUUACCAUAUACCAACAAAUACGCAGCGAACGCUGAACAUUUUCGUGUUUUAACCUCACAAAGGUUAAUCACUGUGGCACCUAAUGUGAUCUGCUACAUUUAAUAAAAACCUUAAUCCUCAAAAAGGUAUCUUGUAUGAAAUACCCAAGAUCUUACUGCCAAGAGCCUGCAAAAAUAUAUUGAAAUGCUGACCUGUCUUAAAUGUGAAUUGUGAAUAAGUUGUUUCGACGGAAUUGUGUAUUAAUCUUUAAAAAUAAAUAUAAUAUGAAAUCCCCAGUGUAUUAUGCUGGUUAAUUUUUGUCCACCAAGGUAAGAUAUGAUUAAAACACUGAUUCCAACGAAAUUUGUAUAAUUAAAUGUACGUAGAUAGGGAAUUCAAAGUUGAAUGUGAAACACAUGCAUAUGAAUGGAGCAGAACUAGAAUUACAUAUUGUGUUACAUGUGCAUGAAACAAGAAAAACAUCAUGGAAAAUGUGAAACACUUGUCCCGAACUGUGAAGACAAAGGAUAUGUGAAACACAAAGCAUGAGAAAUAUGUACAAGAAGGAAUUGGAAACACGAAAUAGCCCUACAUUUAUGAGAUCAGAUUUGAGAUCAGAUAUGAAGUUAUAACUCCAUUUGUUAAAAACAAUUACAACUGUCUUCACAACAUUUAACACUCAGAGUCGUGCUUUUAUGGGAAUUAAAUGCUAACAGAAGCUGUGAAUCAGGAUUUGAGAAUAUGCCAUCUAUAGCCCUAACAAAAUCAGCAGAUCAGGAUUUAAUGAGACACCAGCAGUGAAUUGUGAAAUGUGAAAUCAGAAGGAUGUCAAAGAAGCAAGCAUAGACGGCUUAUAUGAAAAUGUGACAGUACUCCAUGCAGUUGAUCAAACUGUGAAACUGUAAUUUACUACAUUCAUUCAUAACUAUAACGUCUAUGUCCAUCAUCUUGUUUUCUUAAAGGAUCCCUGACCCGCUGCAGAUAAAACACUAGAGAGUUCCACUAUACUUUUUCAUACAUACAGUGACCUCCCCUUAACUUCUUUUUUAACAAUAAUUGUGAAGGGAACUGGGCCAGGUAGUUCAGUUGGUUUAACUCAUUCACCCCUGAAGACACAUCUGAACCCUUCCAAUUCAAAGGUUAGAAAAGUUCAUUAUUGAAUUUCAGGAGUGAAUGAGGUAUGAGCAUUUUGCAAUGGUAUUGUUAUUUGAGAUUCAACGAGGUUUUGAGUUCUUGUGUGGCUCUGUUUCAGUUUUACUCUCAAGAACACUAUUAUUGUGAUUUUUUAAACAUUUUUUUUGCAAUUUCAUCUUUUUUCAUCUUUUUCAUAAAAGUUCUGCAAGACAUGAGUAAAUCUAUUUAGAAAUGAUUAUUAAAGCUUUUGUCAUGCAAAGUAAAAAUAUUUUAAUUAACAGUUACAGAUUUUUUUUGGUGGUAUGGGGAUUCUUUAGUUUGUCACACAUGAUUUUGGUUAAAUUACAUUUGAAUGUCCUGCUAUAGUAUCUUCCAUUUGCAUUCGGAACACCUCGGCUGAUUGGGUCAUCUAGCAUUAGUUAACAUCUUUGAUGAAAGGAACUCUAAUCGGGGCGAGACUGUUCCGAAUGCUUCCAUUUGUUCAUGACUGUUAGGUACAAGGUAUAUAUCACCUUAAGGCUGUAUACACUACAGAAUGGGAGGCAAUCAUGCAUGAAGGUUUGAUUGAAAAUUAAUAAUUCAAGUUCGUUAGUGAGAAACUGUAACAUUUUCUGUGAAUGUGAUUAUUUUUAUACACCUACAUGUGUAUCGAUAUUCACUCAUCCGUAAAUUCAUGUGAGCAGCGGUAUAUUCAUUCAUUCGUGAAUUUAGUUUAAAAGGUCGAUUCAGAUAAUCAAGUCAAUAGGAUUCUGUGUUGCAUUAUUCAAAGAUUUUUAUUUUAUUUAUAUUUUUUAAUUAUUCAAAGAUUUUCUUAAUUUUUUCUUUUCUUAAA
This is a messenger RNA of Mizuhopecten yessoensis (Yesso scallop), 3997 nucleotides long. RefSeq names its product C-Jun-amino-terminal kinase-interacting protein 1-like. NCBI's taxonomy places the organism in Eukaryota, Metazoa, Mollusca, Bivalvia, Pectinida, Pectinidae. The record is from RefSeq and is a predicted model, not a curated record. The transcript has 11 exons. Gene Ontology annotation, biological process: regulation of JNK cascade. The coding region runs from base 142 to 1785 and encodes 547 amino acids. Gene Ontology annotation, cellular component: cytoplasm. Gene Ontology annotation, molecular function: protein binding.